AUGAACGUAAAACCAACAGAAAGUUACAAUGAAAACUUAAGAAUUAAUGAAUAUGACAAUAUUCAAAAUGACAAAAACAAUAAUUCAAUUAAUUUAAAUAAAAAAGAUGGUGAUAACAAAAUCAUUGAAGAUUAUAAUUCAGGAAAUUCAUUAAUAUCAUAUAGUAGCAAAAAUAAAGAUCAAGUUGAAUCCCAAAAAAAAAGAAUAAAUGUAUCUUCUAUUACUAUUAGUGAUGAGAUAGAAAACAUGAUAAAAGAAAAAUCUAUAAAUACAGAAGAAAAGUCUAAAACUAGUUAUGACAAUUUGAAUAAAAAUAAAAAGAAAAAUUCUAAAAGUAGUUCUGAUAAAUUAAUUAAAAACAUCGUUGUUAUAGGAAAAUCAAAAACUACUCCUGAUAAAUUAUAUAAAAACACAAAUACAACAAAUAAAUUAAAAACUACUUUUUCUGAUCAAUCAUAUGAACAAAGUAAAAAUAAAAUAAAAGCGUUAAAAACUAUUCAUUUAGAUAAAUCAUUUUUAUUAAAAAGUAAUAUAUUUUCAAAUAAUAAUAAAGGAGCCUCUGAUGAUUUUUUUAAAAAUGAUGAUUUCAUUACAUAUUCGUCUGAUUGUAAAACAUUACCUACCGUUAACGAGGAAAAACUUAGAAUAAAAUCAGAGAGAACAAAAAAAUUAAUUUUUCAAAAGAAUAAGAAAAUAAACAGAUUAGCAUAUUCAUUGGAUAUUUCAAAAUACAAUUUGAAUGAAAAAAAAAAGUUGACACUUAAAAAAUGUAAUUCUACUUAUUUUAAUAAAAGAGGAAUUAUUUUAUACUUUUAA
Plasmodium gallinaceum is the source of this 816-nucleotide messenger RNA. RefSeq lists its product as hypothetical. Lineage: Eukaryota; Apicomplexa; Aconoidasida; Haemosporida; Plasmodiidae. The record is from RefSeq and is a predicted model, not a curated record. Bases 1 to 816 code for a protein of 271 amino acids. The transcript is spliced from 2 exons.